This is a messenger RNA of Hibiscus syriacus, 1567 nucleotides long. Its product is annotated as dolichyl-diphosphooligosaccharide--protein glycosyltransferase 48 kDa subunit-like. Bases 100 to 1413 code for a protein of 437 amino acids. The transcript is spliced from 13 exons. Gene Ontology annotation, cellular component: oligosaccharyltransferase complex; endoplasmic reticulum membrane. NCBI's taxonomy places the organism in Eukaryota, Viridiplantae, Streptophyta, Magnoliopsida, Malvales, Malvaceae. The record is from RefSeq and is a predicted model, not a curated record.
GAGCCGGCUAAGCGGAAUAAUCGAAUACCAGUGAUAGUAGAUACCCAAAUCUCCCAAAUCUCAGUCAUUUCAAUUCACACUAGAACCCUAAUCCCAAAAAUGGGAAAAUUUUGGGUUAUUUUUGUGACUUCCAUCUUGAUCCUCCUUCCAUUUCUAUGCAAUUCUUUCUCUCUUGAAACACCUACCGCUCGCCGAGUUCUGGUCCUCCUCGAUGACUUUGCUGUCAAAUCGUCUCACUCCUCCUACUUCAACUCCCUCAGAUCUCGCGGCUUUGACCUCGACUUCAAACUCUCCGACGAUCCCAAGCUUGCCUUACAACGCUACGGCCAGUAUCUCUACGAUGCCUUGAUACUAUUCUGCCCCUCCGUUGAACGAUUCGGAGGAUCUAUUGAUGUUGCUGCCAUUAUCAAUUUUGUUGAUUCCGGUCAUGAUUUGAUGAUUGCGGCGGAUGUUACUGCUUCUGAUUUGAUUAGGGAAGUUGCCACCGAAUGUGGAGUUGAUUUCGAUGAGGACCCUUCGGCCAUGGUUAUUGAUCACACUGGCUAUGCAGUUUCCGAAACAGAAGGAGAUCAUACUUUGAUUGCCUCUGAUGAUUUUAUUAAGUCUGAUGUGAUUUUAGGAAACAAGAAAAUUAACGCUCCUGUACUUUUCCAGGGCAUUGGUCAUUCACUGAAUCCUGUCAAUAGCUUGGUGUUCAAGGUUCUCUCAGCUUCUCCAUCUGCCUAUUCGGCUAAUCCCAAGUCCAAGCUGUUAGCACCACCAUCAUUGAUGGGUUCCGCAAUCUCCUUAGUCUCAGUUAUCCAGGCAAGGAACAAUGCACGAAUUCUGAUUUGUGGUUCGCUGAGUAUGUUCAGCAACCGAUUUUUUAAAUCUGGCGUGCAGAAGGUCGGGAGCACCACCAAACAUGAGAAAUCAGGUAAUGAGCAAUUUUUGACCGAAAUUAGCAAAUGGGUUUUCCAUGAAAGAGGUCAUCUUAAGGCUGUUAAUGUAAAACACCACAAAAUUGGAGAAACAGAUGAACCUGCUUUGUACAGGAUUAAUGAUGAGUUGGUAUACUCUGUGGAGAUCUAUGAGUGGUCCGGGAAAAGGUGGGAGCCAUAUGUUGCUGAUGAUGUCCAAGUCCAGUUUUACAUGAUGAGCCCCUAUGUUUUGAAAACUUUAUCAAAUGAUAAAAAGGGUCUCUAUUCCGCAUCAUUUAAGGUCCCGGAUGUUUAUGGUGUUUUCCAGUUUAAGGUUGAGUACCAAAAGCUUGGAUAUACAAGCUUAUCCCUUGCAAAGCAGAUUCCAGUCAGGCCAUAUAGACACAAUGAAUAUGAAAGAUUCAUACCAACUGCUAAUCCCUACUAUGGUGCUGCAUUUUCUACGAUGGCAGGAUUCUUCAUCUUCUCAUUUGUCCAUCUGUACAACAAGUAGAUUAUAAGCAUCCCCCACCAUGCUACCUGGUACUGUUGAAUUACAAUUUUGCAGCCAACACGGGUUGCCAUAAAUGUUUUGGUAGAAUGAUAAUGACCGACUUUCAGCUUUAGUUUCAAUGAUUAAAAUCAGAUCCCGACAAUCUCUUGAUGCA